Molecule: messenger RNA, 1136 nt
Organism: Haemorhous mexicanus (house finch)
Lineage: Eukaryota; Metazoa; Chordata; Aves; Passeriformes; Fringillidae
Gene: OSTN
Product: osteocrin
Exons: 5
Coding region: 353-754 (133 amino acids)
Biological process (GO): hormone-mediated signaling pathway
Molecular function (GO): signaling receptor binding
Source: RefSeq, a predicted model, not a curated record
UGUUGCUAUUACAGCUAUCUGGAGCAUGUAAAAGGGAUGAAACUUGUAAUUUUUUUUAAAAAAUAGCAUUUAGGACAAUUCUCUUAGUUGCCAGCUCUUUGGAGGGCAGUACCAAAGCAGUUCUUGUCAUCCACUGAGGGAGGGGAAGGGGCAAGUGACCUGCACUGUGUCUGCUGGGAACUCCUGCAGGUGCAGGGCUGGUUCCACUCCUGGGCUCUCCAGAAAGCUGCAGUGCCUGCCUGGGUGCCAAUGCUCAGUGUGUGCUUGGGUCCUGCCAGCCCUGAAAUCCACCUCUGCACUCGGAUUUGAUGCUGCUCCCUCUGCUGUGCCGAGGACUGGCUGAGUGUGGCAGAUGCUGCAGUUCCAGCUCGUGGUGGUGCAUUUGGCCCUUGUGAUUGCCCUGCUGUGGUGGAACUCCAGCUCUGUGCUCCUUGCACAGGCAGCUCCGGAGCCUCUGAAGCCUUCUGCUGCUCUGGAUGUGGGAGACCAUCCCAUUGCCAGUGAAGAGAAGUCAGCCACCAACCUGGCAGCCAAACUGUUCCUUCUUGAUGACUUGGUGUCUCUGGAGAACGAGGUGACUGAGACCAAGAAGAAAAGAAGCUUCCCAGGAUUUGGCUCCCCCAUUGACAGAAUUUCUUCAUCCUCUCUGGAUACUAAAGGCAAACAGAGGAAAGUGCUGGAGCUGCCCAAGAGAAGGUUUGGAGUUCCUCUGGACCGGAUUGGAGUGAGCCACCUCGGUGACACCAGGGGUUAGCAGCUCCUGCAGAUGCUUCUAUUCUGAAUGAGUGAUGCUGUAUUGGAAACACUACAGAAUUUUGGAAGAUGCCUCACCGCAUGCCUUGUCAUUGCCUAAUGAUACAGCACUCAAGGAAUUGACCUCCAGCAAAAUCUGUUUCAAGCUGCAUUUUACAAAAGUUGCAUUUACAAAUAAUAACAUGUUCAGUUCAUCAGGUCAGAAUGCUCACAGCUGUGCACAGUGUCACUGGUAGGAGGGAAAAGAGAAUAUGUAUAUAUUUUUAUUGCAUGGCAUUUAUCUGUUAAACUUGCAGAAUUUUAUUAUUCUAAGCAGGACUGAGAUUUUUUUUUUGAUUGAAAAUAAAACUUCCAGAGAUGCCAACAGCAGUCCAUGAAAAGCA